AUGAAUAACUCGCAUCCAGAACCACCACCUAGUCGCAAUGGGGGUGAAGCACUAUCGCAGCGUGCGGCACGCCAACAGCACAGCAGUAGUCAUACGCCAGCGCAACAAGUAUCUCAACGCCAGCAUUCAUCGAGUGACGCAGAAGCUGCUGUUCUAAGCUGCUCCGCUAACGCAUUUGAAGGUAAGCUGUUGUUUCGUAUACUACCGGUCACUUUAUAUGGAAAUCACAAGAGCAUCGACACAUACGCAUUGCUGGAUGAAGGCUCCUCAGUCACGAUGCUGGAUAACGGACUAGCCCUGGAGUUGGGACUGCAAGGACAACAACAGCGCCUUAACAUACAAUGGUUUGGUGGUCGCUCCGCGCAAGAGCCUUCGAUCUUGGUAAGCUUGUCUAUUAGUGGAUGCGGCAUGAAGAAGAAGCACACGCUUCGAAAUGUGUAUGCGGUGUCGAAUCUACAGUUGCCUUCACAAAGUUUAUGCAGAGCAGACUUACACUGCGACGACAAGUACAAACGUCAGUUGCCAGUUCAGCCAUACAUCGGGGUGAUGCCAAAGCUUCUCAUUGGUCUCGACCACUGCCAUUUAGGCCUGCCAUCAACUACUUUGAGGAUGAGAACAAAUGGUCCUUUCGCCGCCAACACCGAAUUGGGCUGGGUGGUGUUUGGGCCAACAAGUGAACGCCUGCCAGCUACGCCUUCUUGCCUACUUAUCAAUUCUGCGAGCGAUGAAUCCCUGCAUGACCUGGUUGCUGGCUACUUUGCUGUCGAAAAUUUCGGGGUGCGCUCGUCACCAGCAAUCGAGAGCGCAGCUGAUAGUCGUGCCAAGUCUAUUUUAGAUUCGGUCACACGUCGCGUUGAUGCUAGAUUCCAAACAGGUCUUAUCUGGAAGCGAGAUGACUUCUAUCUACCUAAUAGUUACUUCAUGGCGCUAAAAAGACUGGUGGGUAUCGAGAGGCGCAUGAGCCGAGACGCAGGCUUCGCAGCAGCUUACAAAGCAACGAUGGACUCCUAUAUUGCAAAGCGGUAUGCACGCAAGCUCGACCCAUCGGAAGCCUCAGUGGUAAAGCCUCACACUUGGUAUUUACCACAUUUUGCCGUGGUGAAUGCCAAUAAGCCAUCGAAGAUACGUAUGGUGUUCGACGCGGCAGCUGAGGUCAACGGCGUCUCUUUGAACUCCAUGCUGCUGAAGGGUCCGCAAGAGUAUCGACCUCUGCCGUCGAUUCUCUUCCAUUUUCGCGAAGGAGCAGUCGGAGUAUCUGGGGACAUUAAGGAAAUGUUUCACCAGGUGUUGAUGCAACCCGAAGACAGGUGCGCCCAACGAUUUCUUUGGCGCAACGGCGAUAGUGGUAGGCAACCGGACGUAUACGAGAUGUGCGUUAUGACAUUUGGCGCUGCUUGCUCGCCAUGUGCAGCGCACUAUGUCAAAACUAGAAAUGCGCUCGAGCAUCGCAUUAACGCCACAAGCCGAGCGGUGCAAUCAAUAUUGGCCUACCACUAUGUCGACGACUUCGUUGAUGCUUUCGACUCGCCUGCAGAAGCCAUCUCCAUCGCGCAAGAAGUUCGAGCCAUUCAUCUGGACGCCGGUUUCGAGCUCCGAAAUUUCGCUUCAAAUUCACCAGAGGUAGUUGCAGCUUUGGGUGGCGCAGAAGAUACGAAAUUGAUUGCUAGCAAAGAAGGUCUGGCGACUGAGAAGGUUCUCGGUCUAUAUUGGGAGCCGUCAACAGAUAAGUUUAAAUUUAAUUUGCAUUUUAACAAAGUUGACCCUCAAGUAGUUAACGGUGGCAAACGCCCAACAAAACGUGAACUCCUUAGCGUGGUUAUGUCAGUUUUUGACCCACUGGGCUUUCUAAGUCACUUCAUUAUCGGCGCUAAGUUAAUUAUGAGGGAGGUGUGGAGGCGAAAUACGCGCUGGGACGAACCAUUGCCAAGCGACAUCGGAACUGUGUGGGAACGAUGGCGCAAACAAUUAUUAGCCGUCACCAAAUACGCCAUUCCCAGGUUCUACUUUUGCAAUGGUAAGCCCAAAGAUUUGCAACUCCACAUUUUUGUGGACGCCAGCGAGGACGCGUUCGCCGCCGUCGCCUACUGGAGGGUAGUCAACUAUGAGAACGAGGUGAGUGUUAGUUUCGUAUGCUCGAAGACUAAGUGCGCUCCGCUGAAACCGCUCACUAUACCGCGGCUAGAGCUGCAAGCAGCCGUCUUGGGAACCCGGUUAAUGCAGACAAUUCGUGAAGAGCACUCCGUCGUCGUAAAUGAUUGCCUUCUAUGGAGCGACUCGUCAACUGUGAUGAAAUGGAUUCGCAGUGAGCACCGACGAUACAAACCCUUCGUACAGCACCGAGUGGCUGAAAUACUGGCAUCUACAAGCGCGUCUGACUGGAGAUGGGUACCCACUGCGGACAACGUCGCCGACGAAGCCACGCGUUUCAGCAGCCAAGUCGACUUUACCUCAACUUCCCGCUGGAUUCAGGGUCCACCAUUUCUGCGCCAAGAAGAAUGUUACUGGCCCACUGCCGAGAUUUUGAUCGUUUUUUCUACAUUCAACAGAUUGGUGAGAACGGUAGCUUGGGUUCUUCAUUUCAUCAAUCUAUGCCGUCAUCCUAACUCAGCCAAACGUCGCUAUGGCCUGACAUCAGCUGACGUUGAAGCAGCGAAGCUACUAAUAUGCCGCCUUGUACAGAACGAACAUUUUGGCCCCGAGAUUGAGCGUAUUAGGAAAGUCCGAGAAGUCGCACGCAACAGCCCACUACGUCAGCUCUCUCCGUAUGUUGAUGAGGAAGGUACGCUUCGUGUUUGUGGACGCAUUGACGCAGCUAGCUGGCUUCCGAUGAGCGCGAGACGUCCCAUAAUUUUGCCGUCCAAGCACCCUUUCACCAAGCUGGUCGUAGCCCACCACCACAACCUGAUGCGCCAUCAGAACAUAGAGGCCACAAUUUGCACAAUCCGCCAGACUUACUGGGUACUUCGCUUACGAACCGUGCUACGCAGCGUGAUUGCCAGCUGCCAAGUAUGUCGCCUCAGCAAAGCCGCUCCAGUCCCACCGCUUAUGGGGCCCCUACCAAUCGAUAGGCUUACCGCGUAUGUGAGGCCAUUCAGCUACACGGGACUGGAUUAUUUCG
Messenger RNA from Rhagoletis pomonella (apple maggot), 3118 nucleotides. RefSeq lists its product as uncharacterized. Gene Ontology annotation, molecular function: nucleic acid binding. The record is from RefSeq and is a predicted model, not a curated record. NCBI's taxonomy places the organism in Eukaryota, Metazoa, Arthropoda, Insecta, Diptera, Tephritidae. Gene Ontology annotation, biological process: DNA integration.